CAAUUCAGAUCCCAAACAGCAACAAAGAAAACCUUUCUGUGAAAUCAGGUUUGGUCCCCGGUUUCUUCUUCUCAGCAGCUUCUUUCAAUCUCUUUAAUUAUACUUCAAUUCACAUUCAGUCCUGCAACAAGAAAGAUAAAUGAAAUUAGCCUUCAAUUCAGCUUGAUUUGCAACAAGAGACAGCUCAGGGGAAAGUUUGGCUUGCCUUUUGUUGGCAUACACCUCUGGUUUUUCUCCCCUUAUUUGUCUCUUCUUUCCUGGAUUUUGGUUAUUCACACAAAUUUUUCAUCUUUCUGUUUGCGAGAAGAGAAAAUCAUAGACAUGAUGGGGAGGAACCCUGAGGAACAGAUCAAACUGCAUAGAGGAUCUAAGGCCACAGUGGAAGGUGAUAUGCGAAAGUCCUUGUUCGCUUCCAAUCCCAAGUCACCAACCCAAAAUGGCAGACCAAGCAGCAUGGUCUUCAAGAAAGCACAUACAGUGAUUCCUGCCCACAUAAUAGCAGAAGCCAUAUCGACACUCCAUGGUCUUGACCUAAGAUGGUCAGGCCCAAUCACACCAACUGAAAUGCAAUAUGUUGAACAAUAUGUCCUAGCCAAGUACCCAGAGUACUCCAAUGCUCUAGUUGAAGGAGGAGAGAAGACUGACCUCUACAAUCUGUGCAUCAAAGAAGAGCCAUCCAAUCUUCUACUCGAUGACAAACGGAAGUCGCCCCGGUGCAGUCUCCGAGAGUCGUCCCCACCCUCAUUCGGAAACAAUCUCCCUGACCUAGACAAAACCCAGUUGGAGCCAUCAAGAUUGCUUGAUAUUCUCACCAAGAAAUCGUCGUUUCCGGGGAGUUUCAUCUCCAUACCAGAAAUCCAAGCCCGGAACAAAGUUUUGAAGCACUGUGGAUUGCCUGAUGAAGAGUACCUUGUUCUCUUCACUCCAAACUACAAAGAUGCCAUGAUGUUGGUAGGAGAGAGCUACCCUUUCUUCAGAGGAAACUUCUACAUGACCGUCAUCGGAGAAGAAGGAGAUUACAUCAGAGAAUUCGCAACUUACAAGGAAUCGAAAGUGGUUGUGGCACCAGAAACUUGGUUAGAUCUGCGGAUCAAAGGGUCACAACUGAGUCAGUAUUUCAGGAGGAAAUGUAAGCAUAGCCCUAAAGGGUUGUUUUCUUACCCGGUCGAUGUGAACGGUACACGUUACUCAAUGCAUUGGGUUUCGGAAGCUCACAGGAACGCAUGGCAUGUUCUGCUUGACGCCACCGCAUUGGUGGUGGGAGAGGAUCAGUUGAACCUUGCGCUUCAUAGGCCGGACUUCGUGUUGUGCAGUCCUGACAAUACACAUGCUCAUCCUUCAAAGAUCACCUGCCUCCUAGUGAGGAGAAAAUCGUUCGAUAAGACGACGGUGUCGCCUCAGGCACAAGAGUAAGAGAGAUUUUAUGAAAAUAUAUAAUCUGUUUUAAAUGAUGAAGCAAAAUCUAUACAUGUUUUUCCAGUAUAAAGUUUGAAACUGGAAUGCAAAAUCUAUACAUUUUUGCACUGUGAAGUUUGAAACUGGAAUUACUAAUUCAUCUUAUCUUUGGAUCCUUCACUAUCUGAAUGACAAUUUUGGAUCUUUGUGUGC
Molecule: messenger RNA, 1608 nt
Organism: Camellia sinensis
Lineage: Eukaryota; Viridiplantae; Streptophyta; Magnoliopsida; Ericales; Theaceae
Source: RefSeq, a predicted model, not a curated record